GUAGCCUUCAUAGGACAAACCUACUGAGAUAUAAGAAACAUUAACUCCGUUCAAUUUGUUGCUUAUAAAUGUAUUAGUUUGAUAAGAAAUGCUGACAGCAUUUCUCCGCAGAUAUGAUAAGUGAAAUGAAUUCAAAUCAGCAAAGAAUGAUGAAUCCCGGGCAAGCCCCACCCACCUCAAGUUCGGCAGGGGGACCCAGCAUAAUGGCAGGAGCGUCGAUGUCGCAGGCUGAGCGAGAGAAGGUCUAUCAGUGGAUAAGUGAGCUCACUAGUCCUGAAACCAGGGAGAAUGCACUGCAGGAACUAAGCAAGAAGCGUGAAGUCGUGCCUGAACUGGCCCCCAUGCUGUGGCACAGUUUCGGAACAAUUGCAGCACUGUUGCAAGAAAUUGUCAAUAUGUAUCCGGCCAUUAAUCCUCCUCAUCUAACGGCCCACCAGUCUAACCGAGUGUGCAAUGCCCUGGCUCUACUACAGUGUGUGGCAUCACAUCAAGAGACCAGAUCAGCCUUCCUAGCAGCCAACCUGCCCCUGUUCCUGUAUCCAUUCUUGCACACCUACACAAAGACGAGGCCCUUUGAGUACCUCCGCCUCACCAGCCUUGGGGUGAUAGGAGCGUUAGUCAAAUCUGAUGAACAAGAAGUGAUAGACUUCCUGCUCACAACUGAGAUUAUCCCCCUUUGUCUUCGAAUCAUGGAGUAUGGGAGCGAACUCUCAAAAACUGUAGCCACAUUCAUCCUUCAAAAGAUUCUUCUGGAUGAAACUGGGCUGUCCUACAUAUGCCAGACUUAUGAGAGAUUCUCACACGUGGCCAUGAUACUGGGUAAAAUGGUGCUACAUUUAACAAGAGAGCCUUCCGCUCGACUCUUGAAGCAUGUUGUCAGAUGUUACCUGCGUCUAUCAGACAAUCCAAGGGCAAGAGAGGCUCUCCGGCAGUGCCUUCCAGACCAGCUCAAGGACAUCUCGUUCGUGAACCACCUGACUGACGAGAACUCAACCAAGCGUUGGUUCGCUCAGCUGCAGCAGAAUUUGGAGACACCCGGUGUGCCUGAUCCCAGAAAUCCAGGCAUGCCUCUGCAUCAGCAGUGAAUGUUUUGCUACGAACUCAGCAGUGAAUGUGUUGCUUAGCAACUCAGCUUAGCAACUCAGCUAUGAAUGUGUUGCUUAGCAACUCAGCAAUGAAUGCCUAACUAAACCAUAGAGCAGUGAAUGCAUUGCAAACCCUUUACUACUCAGUCAUGCAACUUAUUUUAACGCAUUGUAGUCCCUUAAAAAAACAAUUAAAACAAUUAAAGACCUUUCUUACUGAAUUCAAGUUUUAAAGAUUUCAUUUACAGCCCUAAGAUACCGAUGGGCAGCAAACAGCAUAGCUCCUGUUGGUUAAUUUUUUAGCAGCAAACCGCAAAUAACCUGAACACACUGCGAGUAACUCGAAGGCUGUUCUGGUUUUAUGCUGUUUACAUAAUAGCCACUUUCACUUUGCUUCUGAGUGGGAAAUGGUUAAGCCAUUUAUGCCUAGCGUCUAGAAAAAAAGCCUUGGCAAACAGCAUAGACCCAGAUGAGAAGCCGCAUGAUGUGGCGUCUCAUCAGGGUCUGCGCUGUUUGCUUAAAUGAAUUUCUGUAAGAAAUAUUCUAACUGUAGAAAUAAAUAGACUAAACAUCCCUAAUUUUGGAAAUAAAUUGAUCCAAUUUAUUAGGAUGGGAGAGUCCACUAGGCAUAAAUGGGUUAAGCAACAGAUUUACAGCUGGCUAGUAUUACUGAAAAUUAUGUUAUAGUUCUGAGCAGACCAUUUUUGAAGGAUUUGGGGAUAGUGUUGUACAUUGGACACUGAAACAUUUGUGUCUUGUUCUGAGAAAAUUGGGCUUAAUGCAUGUGCGUAAAGUGUCGUCCCAGAUUAGCCUGUGCAGUCCGCACAGGCUAAUCAGGGACGACACUUUCCGCUUUUAUGGUAUUUUUAGUUUCAAGGAAGUCCCUCCUUGCCGAAAAUCAAGUUUAGGCAGAAAGUGUCGUCCCUGAUUAGCCUGUGCACAGGCUAAUCUGGGACAACACUUUACGCACAUGCAUUAUGCCCAGUUUUCUCAGAACAAGACACAAUUAUAAGCUAUUGCAUGUUGGGAUUAAUCUGCCAUUUUCAAUACACUAAAAGUUUGGGGUUUUUUAGGGACCUUUAAUUGAUACCGUGUAUAACUAUGAACUCACUUAAUUCCUUACAUCUAUGGUCAAUGUAAACUAACUUGCUUGCCGGUCAUUCUGCCUUUAUCAAGAUAUUAAAAAUGACUCGUAUGAUGAGCUAAUUCUGUCAUUUUCAAGUACCUUAUGAUGAAAUGUACCAUCAUAAAAUUGUCUGGCUAUACAGCCAAAAUUGAGAAGAGAAAUUGCCAACUGUAAACCCUUAAAGUUUUAUCGAUAUUAAACCUCGAUUUAAGCUGCAAGUAAUAAUUAAUAUUUAGCAUCUUUGAAUAAAAAUCUAUGAAUAAAACUGCAUUUUAAAUUUCAAACUCUUAUUCCAUUAAAACAUUGAAAGUAAAUGAUUUAAUAGUGUGACCUUGAACCGAUCGUCUUAAACAUAGCAAAAGGUUUAAGUCUCAAAUGCUCAGGGUUAUUAUAAAAAAGUAACAUAGACUUUUUUUAAGUUGUAUUUUUGUCAAUUUUUCUGAUUUAAUUGUUUCUUGUUCCAUAUCAUGUUUAUCAAGUUUUAUGUAAACCAAUUAAAUGGAUAUAAUAUUUAUACAGUUCAUGUAUUUGUUAAAUGAUUUGAAAAAUUAUUGGCUUUUUUAUCUUUAAGCUUGCUGUUUAUUGACUAAAUGCUAUACGAUGAUUUUAUUAUAAAUUACUUAAUAAGAGUUUUCACUUAUUGCUGUAAUGAAGAUGUCAAAUACAUGUUGUGUUGGCAUAUUGCCUUUCUGAUGACUAGUUUGAGUUAUUCAAAAUGGCGUUCUCAUAGAUUUUGGCAUGUUUGGAAGUUUGUUAUAAAUGCAUUAAAUUGAUAAAUGUAAACAUCAGUACUAAAGAAUUCCUGUCAAAAAAUCAAACAAAGAAAAAAGUUAUCCACACAUGGGCUCGAAUCACUGACCCUUGGAGUCAAAGUUAAACGCUUAACCCACUCAGCCAUCCGUGCUGACAUAACAUGAAAUAAAUUCUAUUCGAAAUAUUAACAAUCCUCGCAAAAUAAAGCUAUGACAACACAACUUUCCAAAUUAUACAAUCUUUUUGCAUUUGUAACGCUUAAUAAUUUUCAGGUUUUAAAAUCAUUAAAAAAUGCAUAGAUCGGAUAUUUAAGAGCAUGAUUAAU
Molecule: messenger RNA, 3289 nt
Organism: Dreissena polymorpha
Lineage: Eukaryota; Metazoa; Mollusca; Bivalvia; Myida; Dreissenidae
Product: CCR4-NOT transcription complex subunit 9-like
Exons: 9
Coding region: 114-1085 (323 amino acids)
Biological process (GO): mRNA catabolic process; negative regulation of translation
Cellular component (GO): P-body; CCR4-NOT core complex; CCR4-NOT complex
Source: RefSeq, a predicted model, not a curated record